AUGAAGAGUAGACCGGACUUUAAAGCUGAUAUUACUGCGCAACGAUUUGCAUACGCUCAUCUGUCUUGGGAGAUGAGUACCAACAUUCCAUUAGAGGGUAGAAGUCGAUUGCCGCAAAAGAUUCAGGAUGUGGUACAAGAAAGUGGAGCUAUUGUUACACAAGUCGUGAAUUCUUCUCGAUCUAAUGAGGUGGUGAUUUAG
This is a messenger RNA of Enterobius vermicularis (human pinworm), 201 nucleotides long. NCBI's taxonomy places the organism in Eukaryota, Metazoa, Nematoda, Chromadorea, Rhabditida, Oxyuridae. The record is from the annotation of a GenBank genome assembly.